CAACAAAACCCUAAUUAGAUUUGGGAAUUCUCUUCCACUUUCUCAAAACUGUGACGUUAUCCAAAAACAAGAAAUCUUCUCCAACGGUUACAACACUCGGCGACGAAUUCAACGCAUCCGAAUUAUUGUUUGGAAAUUGCUACACGUUAUUUGCAUAUUUUGGGGGAAAAUUUUGAAUUCAGUUGUAGGAGAGACGUCAAUUCCCGAUCUUCUUCUCCAAAUCCCGAUUUCUGCGAAUUUCAGUUGCGGAUUUGUUCAACUGAACAAAACCUCAUGCAGAUCAUCGAGACGUGUGAGUGUGCGACCUUUCUCUGUUUUUUUUUUUUUUUUUUUGUCUAUGAUGCGUAUAGCUUCAAUGUAUUCGAAGAAAUGCCUGUGUGGAGAAUUUGAAUGAAUGAACAGAUCGUCAUGAAGAAUUGUUUUGGAUAAUUGAUUGGGGAUUUCACAAAGUCCUGUUCGUUCUGAACUCCUUCGAAUGUGUUAAAGCGGUCCGUGAUGGUAGUAUGAGAUUAUGCUUUCUUUCUUUGCUCAUCAUUAAUGGCGACGACAUUAAAUGGUUCUUUGAAUAAUCGGGAAAACAUGACCAACUGUUUCCCGGGAUCUCUAAACAAUCGGCAGGGCUUCUCCAGCGCCGGGGGCAGUGCGCCGCCGGAGGAUAAACCUAAGAAGCUUCCAAAUUAUCUCAGAGCUUCCACUGGUUCUUGCCACGAUUUUUGUAAAUAUGGAGGACACCACGAGAAUAGGCGAAAACCUCUGCAAAAAAUAUGGCCAAAAUCUUCCCAAAAUGUCACGAAAUCUGCAGAUAUGGCCAUUCCCGGCAAGCGAAAAAUGCAGAACGCAGUCGAGCACAACAAGCCAGAGUCAUCCGGUUUUAAGACAACAUCGGAUGGCGGCGCAAACAGAAAGGGACAAAGAUGCAGCAAUGCGAAAACAGGGAGAACAAGGAAAACAUCGGUAUCUUCCGGUAAAAGGCUAAUUUCAUCGCCUCAUAGAACGAUCGGGGCUUCCAAUCACGACGAUUGUAAUGGAACCUUAGACACUGUCAGGACAGGAACAGAGAUUGUCGACGCAGCCGUAAAUGCCACAUCAUCAUCAUCAUCAUCGCCCCUGUCUUCGACUAAUGACACAAAGGACAGGUUUUCGAGUCCCCGGAGGCUCAGGUUUAGGACAUCGAGGAUCAUCGAGGCUGCAAGCGGAAAGAACGCAGAUGAUGAGUGUCUGAAAAUCAAUCUGAAGCAUCAGACAGUGCAGAGGAAGAAAGAAAGGGAAGGUUUGCUGAAUAAUGUGAUCGAAGAAACGGCUAAUAAGCUUGUCCUAAGCGAGAAGAGUAAAGUGAAAGCUCUUGUGGGCGCAUUUGAAGCUGUGAUUUCUCUCCAAGAAGAAAAUCCCAGGGCACACUGAUCUCUCCCACCUCAAGACAAAUCGUUUCUGCUCCAAAUUCGCCAAGAACAAUUCCAGAUAUGUCUGAAAUUAGGGGCGUCUGCCGGAAGUGAGCUGCGUUUGGAGUGAGGUUUGAUUUUGAGUGCUCGAUUUCGUGUUUUGUUACUGAUCCGUGAAUGUCGAUUAUUCUCUGCAUUUGUGUGGGCGAUCGGGUGGGAUUUUCAUGUCUUCAAUCUUUCUUAGGACUAUAUAUUUGGUGGUGAUUUGAUUUGGAACGGCCAAGCUUCAACUAGAUGAUAAACUAGCUAUCAUUUGACCAACAUUGAGAUUUGUUUUGGACGAAGAGGUC
This is a messenger RNA of Andrographis paniculata, 1729 nucleotides long. Its product is annotated as EID1-like F-box protein 2. Bases 538 to 1401 code for a protein of 287 amino acids. The record is from RefSeq and is a predicted model, not a curated record. NCBI's taxonomy places the organism in Eukaryota, Viridiplantae, Streptophyta, Magnoliopsida, Lamiales, Acanthaceae. The transcript is spliced from 5 exons. Gene Ontology annotation, molecular function: calmodulin binding.